Molecule: messenger RNA, 3928 nt
Organism: Cololabis saira (Pacific saury)
Lineage: Eukaryota; Metazoa; Chordata; Actinopteri; Beloniformes; Belonidae
Gene: snx17
Product: sorting nexin 17
Exons: 15
Coding region: 624-2042 (472 amino acids)
Biological process (GO): intracellular protein transport; signal transduction
Cellular component (GO): early endosome
Molecular function (GO): phosphatidylinositol binding
Source: RefSeq, a predicted model, not a curated record
CGCGAGCACAGAGCGGCUCGGCUGUUAUGACACAUCUACACUUUCGACGAUAUUUAUUCCGUUUAACCAAUGCGUAGUCUCUUUCUCUGCGUAGACUGAAAAAAAAAAAAAAAAAAAAAAUCAAAGCAAGUACAAUUGUCCCCCUUCACACAUUUUUCACAAGGUUCUUCAUCGGUCAUGCGACGCUGUGAGGAUUGUAGGAACCAGCUGCACCUUUUUAUCCCGAAACUUCACCUGGUGGUGUGACUGAAUUGAAUUACUUUAAAACUUGCUUCUCGGCAGUAGGUGGUUUUAAGUUUUUGUUUUUUGUUGUUUUUUUCCUUCUGUUUUAAUCGAAGUACGCAUGUUGGGCGAAAAGGUGUAACUGCUUUUUUAACACUUGCAACAUGGCUGCUGCAGGAACAGCAGAGAGAAAAGUUGAACACUGACGUGGGAUAAGUUCAGUGCGAAACUGGGCACGGACACAAACUGUGUCGUGUUUUAGCAGAGCUUUUAGUCGGACUUUCGUGGCACCGCCGCCUCCUCUCCCUCCGCAGACACUGCAGUGGACUUUGUGGGGGAAACUGGUGUCUCCUUCUCCAUCACCUCCUACACGCACUCCAGGAUCCGUGUGAGCAGAUAACAUGCAUUUCUCCAUACCAGAAACGGAGGUCCGCUCGGGAGAAAACGGUUCAACCUACGUGGCCUACAACAUCCACGUCAACGGUGUGCUGCACUGUCGGGUACGCUACAGUCAACUUCUCGGCCUCCAUGAACAGAUAAAGAAAGAAUAUGGCAGCAACGUGGUGCCUGCUUUCCCCCCAAAGAAGAUCUUCACCUUGACCCCCGCUGAGGUGGAGCAGAGACGAGAACAGCUUGAGAAAUACAUGCAGGCCGUUCGUCAGCAUCCUUUGCUCGGAAGCAGCGAGUUGUUCAACAGCUUCUUAAGGAAAGCACAGCAGGAGACCCAGCAAAUUCCCACAGAAGAAGUGGCUUUAGACAUCAGCCUCUCCAACGGCCAGAAGGUCACGGUCAACAUUCUUACCUCAGACCAGACUGAGGAUGUUCUCGAUGCUGUUGCAACAAAGCUUGACCUCCCAGAUGAACUUGUUGGAUAUUUCAGUCUUUUCUUGGUCCGUGAAGGUGUGGAUGGAAAUCUAACAUUUGUGCGGAAACUGCAGGAGUUUGAGCUGCCCUACGUAUCCAUUACCAGCUUGCGGAGCUCUGAGUUUCACAUAAUCUUACGGAAAAGUUACUGGGACUUGUCAUAUGAUAGUGAUGUAAUGGAGAACAGAGUUGGCUUGAAUCUGCUUUACGCACAGACAGUGUCUGACAUUGAGCGAGGAUGGAUCCUCGUCAGCAAAGACCAGCACCGGCAGCUUAAGUCACUGCAGGAGAAAGGCUCCAAGAAAGAGUUCAUCCAUCUAGGUCAGACUCUGAAAUAUUACGGCUACAUCAAGUUUGACCCGUGCGUGACCGACUUCCCUGAAAAGGGUUGCCAGGUCAUCGUCAGUGCUGGCAACAACGAGCUCAAUUUCCACGUCAAGCUGCCCAAUGAGCAGAUGAAGGAGGGGAGCUUCAAAGUCACGCGCAUGAGGUGCUGGCGAGUCACGUCUUCUCAAGUCCCAAUAUCCAACGGUACAAACAAUCCCUGCAGUUCUGCCAAAUGUGAGGUCAAGCUGGAGCUUGCCUUCGAGUAUCUGAUGAGCAAGGAUCGGCUCCAGUGGGUCACCAUCACCAGCCAGCAGGCUAUCAUGAUGAGCAUCUGCCUUCAGUCUAUGGUGGAUGAAUUAAUGGUAAAGAAGUCAGGUGGCAGCAUCAAAAAGAUGCUGAGGAAGCGACACAACGGGUCCAUCCACCGGUCUGACAGUCAGCAAGCUGUGAAAUCUCCCCCCCUACUGGACUCACCUGACCCAAACCGUGAACAAGUUGUCAAACUCUCAACCAAGCUGAACUCGGUGUCUCUGAGAGGGAUCAGCGCUUCCAACUCGGCGAACGAUAUCAGCGGCAACGAUUUCCACGGCAACUACGCUUUCGAGGGAAUCGGGGACGACGACCUGUAACAACGCGAUUCACCUUGCACCCCUUUUAUUCAACUGUUAACAUAAAUUACUAGCUGAGCUGAGCCGAGCCGAGCGGUCCUCCCCAGGCUUCCACUUCUGCAAUAUUGUAGCUUCUUCCUGGAGAAAUUGCUGCCUUAAGCUCCCGAGUAAUCUUUGACUGUGUCCUUCUGUUCUUUUAGACAUUUGACGGCUCAUGUCGAUUUGUACUUUAGCUGCAAUCAUCAUGUUUUAAACUUUGUUCCUAUUUUAUUGAGCUACAUGAAGAAAGCCUGGAUUCUUCCUUGAGCGGCUGCAUGUUCAUCUCCAACCAGAGAGCCAAAUGUUUAGUUCGACCUGUCACUAGUGAUGUAACGGGGAUAAGAAGAGCUCGGAACAAUCCAGUGAAUUCCAGCAAAUGCGUUCAGAUUUUCUCUCACAAUUUUAGAUCAUUCAGAGCCACCGCUUGUAGAUGAUCAGUGUCUGGUUUGGCUAAGUACCAAAACAUGUUUUUAUAAUGUUCUUUUUAUCAUGUUACUCAUGUGCCAAGUUAGUCUUCAGUGAUGUUUUGAAGUCAUGUCAGAGGAGGUAUCACUCGAUCUGCUUUCAGAAGUGGUCUGGUGCCUUAACUUUAUUUUUCUUUUCUUUUUUUCCUCAUGGAGUAAUCUUGCCAUCUAGCCUGGGUUGAAACUAAACAUUUGCAUCAUCCAGUUUUUUUUUUUUUUUUUUUUUUUUAAGUUGCAGAACUUGAUGAAAGGCUGAUUUGGUUUGAGCUGCUUGCACUUGCUGAACCCAUCAUUUUGCACAGUAUUACAGGUAGAAAUGAGAUGAAUGUUUGAGUGGAAGAUCGAGCACGACUUAAAAUGUUGCAUGAAGACUUUUUUCUUUCCCCAGGGGGCUUUGUAGAUUCAUCUAUGAUUUUUUUUUUUUUUUUAAACAUAUUUUUAAGUUUCUCAUUAAUGCCAAAUUAUAGUUUACUACAGCAUUUUGCACAAAAUAAACAAAAUUAUGAUAAUGUCACUUUUUAUAUUCUGUACAUGCAAUUAAGCAUUUCUGAACAUUUACUAAUAUGUUUAUCAUCAUAGCUUAUUGUAAUCAAAUAGAUCAAAUGUAAUCUAAGCUGUAUGGAACAAAGUUUAAGAGGACCAACAUUUAUCAUGUUUACAUAAUAUUGAGGGGACUUUUUAGUUCAAAUGGAAAGUGUUUACAAAUUUGUCAUCUAAUUUUCUUUGUCAUGUUCUUUGUGGGAAAGCGACGGUGUUUUGGGGGUCGUUCUUUGGGGGGCUGCGGUUCCUUGUAAUUUGUUUGUACAUUGUGCCAAUCAUCUCAGAGGAUUUAUUUAGAAAAGGUGCUUUUGAAGUGGCCAAUGUGAUCACGAUUGCUGGAGUGAACAAAAUUCAUGGAGUGUAGGCAACAAUAUCAACAUAUCCUGUUUUAGAAAACAUGUAAUUCCAUUGUAUUGCUGUUAGCCUGACCUAUUUUAAAUAGCCUCUGUUUGAUGCUUUUUGAAGCUUCUACUGUAAAUGUAAAUCAGUGCCAACCUAUCAACUGCUUUAAACUCACUUGUAGCCACGACUACAAUGUUCUCAACUUAUAUGACCUGUUCUUUCACUGCUGUGGUUCUUAGUUCAUUUGCUUCUAUGUUAGAGACUGAUGUGGACACUACCACGUUUAUUCCCAUCAAUACCAAGUACACAGUGCUGCGAGAUCCUGGGUGUUAGUAGAUGUGUAGGUGCCAAAUUACACCUUGACUCAAGUGCAGAUUCUCAUCAGCAUCAUUUUUGAAGUAAAUGUCAAAUUUCAUAAAUAUUGUACUGACUUGAUUCAUUCCACUAAUUUUCAUUUUGAUUUUUAGUGGUCGGAUCGUCUGCUUUGUUUAUGAUGCUGAAAUAAACUCUGAAAUUCAGUGA